AUGGUGACCAUCUCCGCAGCGAUCACAGGCGCCCUCAAGACGGCCGGCACCAUCGCCGGACUCAGCAAGUUCUGGUUCCUGCCGCUGUUCGUCACCGCCCUCGUCUACUACCACUACGACAUCUUCGACCCUGAGAACCAGCCUCACAAUGUCAAGGUGCUGCGUCGCGAGUACGACUUCGUGGUGGUGGGCGCGGGCUCCGCCGGCUCCGUGCUGGGCGGCCGGCUGUCCGAGGUGGCCGGCUGGUCGGUGCUGGUGCUCGAGGCGGGCACCUACGAGUCGGAGAUCACCGACGUGCCGCUGCUGUCGCUCUACCUGCACAAGAGCCGCUACGACUGGGGCUACCGGUCGCAGGCGCAGCCGUCCGCCUGCCAGGCCAUGGAGGACAAGCGCUGCGUCUGGACGCGCGGAAAGGUGCUGGGCGGCUCCAGCGUGCUGAACACGAUGCUGUACAUCCGCGGCAACCGGCGCGACUACGACACGUGGGCGUCGCUGGGCAACGCGGGCUGGAGCUUCGAGGAGGUGCUGCCGUACUUCCGGAAGUCGCAGGACCAGCGCAACCCCUACCUGGCGCGCAGCUCGCGCUACCACGGCACCGGGGGCCCGCUCACCGUGCAGGACGCGCCCUGGCACACGCCGCUCGGCAUCGCCCUCGUGCAGGCGGGCGUGGAGAUGGGCUACGAGCACCGCGACAUCAACGGCGAGCGGCAGACGGGCUUCGCGCUCUUCCAGUUCACGAUGCGGCGCGGCUACCGCUGCUCGGCCGCCAAGGCGUUCCUGCGGCCGGCGCGCCUGCGGCCCAACCUGCACGUCGCGCUGCACGCGCACGUCACGCGCAUCCUCCUGGACCCCGCCACGCGGCGCGCCUACGGCGUCGAGUUCCUGCGCGACGGCGUCCGACACACCGUGCUCGCCAGGAAGGAGGUGAUCCUGUCGGCGGGCGCCAUCAACUCGCCGCAGCUGCUGAUGGUGUCGGGGGUCGGCCCCGAGGACCACCUGCGCUCGCUGGGCAUCCCCGUGGUGCAGCAGUCGCCGGGCGUGGGCGAGAACCUGAUGGACCACAUCGCGGUGGGCGGGCUCGUCUUCCCCGUGGACUACCCCGUGUCCGUCGUGGUGGACCGCGUCAUGAACCUGAACGCGGCGCUGCGCUACGCCGUGCUGGGCGACGGCCCGCUCACCUCCAGCGUGGGGCUCGAGGCGGUCGGCUUCGUCAGCACCAAGUUCGCCAACCGCUCCGACGACUGGCCCGACAUCGAGUUCAUGCUCACCUCGAGCAGCACGCCCUCCGACGGCGGCACGCAGGCGCGCAAGGCGCACGGCAUCACGCAGCGCUUCUACGACGAGAUGUUCGGCGCCAUCACCGGCAAGGACAUGUACGGCGUCUUCCCCAUGAUCCUCAGGCCCAAGAGCCGCGGGCGCGUGCGGCUGGCGAGCGCGGACCCGCUGCGCUACCCGCUCAUGUUCCACAACUACCUGACGCACCCGCACGACGUGGCGGUGCUGCGCGAGGGCGUCAAGAUGGCGCUGGCGUUGGCCGAGACGGCGGCGCUGCGCCGCUUCGGCGCGCGCUUCCACCGCGUGCCGGUGCUGGGCUGCCGCCACCUGCCGCCCUUCACCGACGAAUACUGGGAGUGCGUAGUGCGCCAGUACACCAUGACCAUCUACCACAUGUCGGGCACCUGCAAGAUGGGGCCCGCCGCCGACCCGCUGGCCGUCGUCGACGAGCAGCUGCGCGUGCGCGGCGUGUCGGGGCUGCGCGUCGUCGACGCCUCCGUCUUCCCCACCAUCCCCAGCGGCAACAUCAACGCGCCCGUCAUCAUGGUCGCAGAGAAGGCCGCCGACCUCGUCAAGCAGGCGUGGCUGCCCAGGGGCAAGCGGGGCGCCAACCAGACCGCGGCCGACCAGCCGGUCAGGUGA
This is a messenger RNA of Schistocerca serialis cubense, 1917 nucleotides long. RefSeq names its product glucose dehydrogenase [FAD, quinone]. The record is from RefSeq and is a predicted model, not a curated record. NCBI's taxonomy places the organism in Eukaryota, Metazoa, Arthropoda, Insecta, Orthoptera, Acrididae. Bases 1 to 1917 code for a protein of 638 amino acids. Gene Ontology annotation, molecular function: oxidoreductase activity, acting on CH-OH group of donors; flavin adenine dinucleotide binding. The transcript is spliced from 6 exons.